Molecule: messenger RNA, 1609 nt
Organism: Doryrhamphus excisus (bluestripe pipefish)
Lineage: Eukaryota; Metazoa; Chordata; Actinopteri; Syngnathiformes; Syngnathidae
Gene: cldn7a
Product: claudin 7a
Cellular component (GO): bicellular tight junction; membrane
Molecular function (GO): structural molecule activity
Source: RefSeq, a predicted model, not a curated record
ACAACAACACACACCCACAUCUUACAUGCCCAUCCCCAAGAAGACCCCUUAGAGGACACACACGCACACACUCCCAAGUGCUUUUUACAUUGAACUUGAACACACUUACAGGAGUUUUAAAACAUUUUGGACAAGCUUACUUUGUUGCCUUUUUAGAAGGAUAAAUGGCCAACUCUGGAAUUCAGCUUUUGGGGUUUUUCAUGUCUCUGAUUGGCAUCGUGGCCCUGAUUAUCGGUACCAUUCUGCCCCAGUGGAAGAUGUCAGCCUACAUCGGGGACAACAUCAUCACGGCCGUGGCCAUGUACCAGGGACUGUGGAUGUCCUGCGCCUUUCAAAGCACCGGGCAGCUUCAGUGCAAGAUCUACGACUCCAUCCUGCAGCUCGACAGCUCUCUGCAGGCCACCAGGGCACUGAUGAUCGUGGGCAUCAUCGUGUCGGUGGCGGGCCUGGGCGUGGCUUGCAUGGGCAUGAAGUGCACCACCUGCGGAGGGGGUGACAAACUCCGCAAGGCCCGCGUUGCCAUGACGGGGGGCAUCAUCCUGCUAGUAGGAGGGCUGUGUGCCAUUGUGGCGUGCUCCUGGUUUGCUCACAACGUGAUCCGGGCCUUCUACAACCCCUACACCCCUGUCAACACCAAGUUUGAGUUUGGCGCCGCCAUCUUCAUUGCGUGGGGCGGCUCCCUCCUGGAUGUCCUUGGCGGCGCGAUGUUGGCCGCCUCCUGCCCACGAAAGAAGCAAGCAUCCAAGUACCCGUCCAUUGCCAGUUCUCGCUCCGCGCCUGGAAGCAGCAAUAAGGAAUAUGUCUAAAUAUGCCCAACUCCCCAAUUCUUAUUAUUGUUAUACAAAGAGUGUAAGUUUUUAUUACUGUAUUAGUGGGACUUCUUUCCUCAUGUGUGCCUUUAAUAACUGCUUGAUGAUGACUCAGUCGUAAUAUCCCGGUGUGACAUUACAAUACAAUGGCAAGAUGCAACACCAUGCAUGCAUCUUUACUUCAUUUUAUUUUUACAUCAUGCUGAAAUCCAUUAAAAAUCGAGCUGCGGGCCGAAUAAGGCCCCCAGGCCAUCACUUUGGACAACACAGGUGUAGCCACAUGCAUGUAAUAAGCCACUAGGAGAUCAAAUGAGUUUGCAACUAUUUAUUUUUGCCAAAUGUAGAAGAACUUUUACACUUCCGAGUUUGUUUGUUUUUUUUUACAUUAAAUACUCUUGCAUGUAUAGCAUAUGUAUGUCAAAAAUAAAGGUUGUGUAACAUUAUAAAUGGUGAUGUCAUACACAACACACACAACCAAACCACAAACUGAUGUCUUGGAUAAAAAUACCAGCUCCACACUAACGUGUUAAACAUCAUUCAUUGCAGCAUGCUAUGUGAAACCUGUCACAUUGUGGACACCUGCUGAACUAAAAACAACUCAUUGUUACAAUUGUUGGGUGUUUUAAAUACAAUCUGUUAAAAAAAACAACAAAUAUCCCAAGAAGAUAUGUCUUUUAUUUCCCUGGAUGCAGUUUGAACAAUUAACCACUUCCCUGCAUGCAAACAGCAGACACAUUUCAAAUUAAAAAAAUAUAUAGUAGUUGUUAAAGAAUUAAAAAAUAAAUAAGUCACAUUUAAUC